Caenorhabditis remanei is the source of this 774-nucleotide messenger RNA. RefSeq lists its product as uncharacterized. Bases 1 to 774 code for a protein of 257 amino acids. Lineage: Eukaryota; Metazoa; Nematoda; Chromadorea; Rhabditida; Rhabditidae. The record is from RefSeq and is a predicted model, not a curated record. Gene Ontology annotation, molecular function: oxidoreductase activity, acting on single donors with incorporation of molecular oxygen, incorporation of two atoms of oxygen. The transcript is spliced from 4 exons.
AUGUAUGCAUGGAACUACGCUUCAGAAUCCCAAGUCACUGAAAGAAUGGAGAACCCAACUCGAGUUCUACAAAUGAUGAUUCGAAGGAUAGCAAUGCUUUCGAAGCGGUUCGAUGGAUCACCCGAAUCUGUCAGUAUUAUUCAUUCGGUUGUGGCAAAUUUCGAUUCGAAUGUUUUGCAGCAAUUCCUUCCCAAUCGAUUCAGCCGUGCAGUCAAUACAAUGUUCGAGUCAACGAUAAAAGACUCGUCUGGUGGAAUUCAAUACGCAGAUGUUUACAAAGAUGAAUAUUGUCAUGUUAACACAUUUGGAUUAUCAAGACCCGGCCUGAAAAUCCCUCUCCACGACCACCCGGAUCAGAAUGCAGUUAUGAAAGUAUUUCAAGGAUCAGUCAAAAUUCGAUCAUUUACAAUUCUGGAUGAGAAAUCAGCAGGAAGUGAAGAGAAGGAAGUGAGCACAUCUAGACAAGAAAUUGAUCAAAUAAGAGUACGAUAUGAAGGAGAAACUGUACUCUCAAGCCGAUCUGGUGAAAUACAUUCUGCUGUUUUGGGACCAAAAAAUGGUAAUAUCCACGAAGUGGUAGCAUUGGAACCACACACAUACUUUUGUGAUUUCUUCUUCCCCGUAACUCCAUCCUGUCAUUAUUAUGUUCCAGUUCAACUUGAACCACUAGUCGCUGGCCAAACUUUAGUUCUGCAGCAGAUUCCGUGUCCUCGAUCAUUCAUUUGCGAUAAUAUGGAUUUCCCAUCUUUCCAGAAGUUUAAUAUUAGCGAUUAA